GGAGCAAACUAUCUUUCAAAACCUAUAUCGGACGUAGCGGUAGGUCAGUGUUUUCUGACAGCACAUUUCAGCGAACGAAUUUCGUCCUUACCUUUUUGAAGAGUUCGUCAUGUGGACACACGUGUUUCUCGCGGUCCUCACAGCUCUAGUGAUCCGAGCCGACUACGAUUGUAUUUGGAACUACAAUAUCGAAAUACAAGUGUAUGAACAGAUGUCAAACUCGAGUACAGUUCUCGGUUCCAUGUUCGAGUUUGACUGUAAGGCAUUGGGUGCAGCUACCAGUGACCCCCACUGGCACUCAGUGCAGUUUGAACACAAGCUUGGUUACGUGGAGGAGGCAGAAAACGUUCAGGUCCAGACCUGUCCCGGUGCCCCUCCGGAUGCUGAUAUAGUGACCACAACAUCGACCCCUUCACCCAGCAACAGUGUAAGCGUUGUGGCACACACUAUCACAACAACGGGGAUGAUGACAACAUCGACUCCACCUUCUACUACCUCAACAACAGAGACCACGCCGUCACCGACCACAGCAACGACUACAGUCACCACCUCUACAGAAAUGACGACUCCUUCAACACCAACAACCACUACUCAAGGUCAAACCCCUGUUCCAUAUACAGAAUCUACAACUACGUCAUCGACUACAUCAUCUACUGUAACAACAACAACCACCGUUAUGGAUUCCACCAUUGCAACUUCUGCUAUUCCAGGAGUUCAAUAUGGUUGUGCAGAAAAGUAUUUUCAACAUGCCAUAACCUUCCACGGUCAACUGUUUACUAUGGACAACACAUGCUAUGAAUUGGUCCAUACCCCAACAUCAUGGACGUCUGCUGAAGGCGAUUGUCAGAGAAGAGGGGGUCAUCUUGUACAUAUCGAGAACGAUAAUCAACAGAAUCGCCUUUACGACGUUGUGAAGCAGUACCAUCAUAACCAUGUCUGGAUUGGGCUAAACGACCGCGAUACAGAGGAGCAUUUUGUUUGGAGCUCAGGAUAUCCCGUGAGCUACACACAUUGGCAUCCAGGUAGGGAUUCUCCACUACCCGAGAUUAUCCUCCACGAAGACUGUGUCAGGAUGGAUACGGCGUAUAGUGGACAGUGGGAAGAUGUGCGUUGUGGGGAAGACUUUGGCUACAUAUGUGAAUUUGCCACAAGUUUGUUAGCUGCCACCACCACUGCUGUACCAAAUACACAAGUUGACACUGACGGCGAUGUUCGCGUUUGUCCUAGCCGUGUGCAGUAUUACGCCCAGACAAACCAUUUAACCGUUGGACAAUUCAACCAAAGCUGUUACGAACUGCUCAAAACCACGAUGACCUGGGGUAACGCUGAUGAUAUCUGCCGAAGGUCAGGCGGCCAUCUUGUGUCCAUCAACGACGCCACUGAGCAACAAUACAUCCAGGGCUUCAUGAUGCGACAUGGUCCACGAUCCACGGUGUGGGUCGGAUUGUUUGACAAAGGAUCUGAAGGCGUCUACCACUGGCUCUCUGGUGAAAAGGUUACCUAUACCAACUGGGUGAGUGGCCAUGUUGACCAUGGCUCUAAAGACUGUGUGAUCUUGGACCCGGCGAGAGGGGGUGUCUGGGACGACGGUGAUUGUUCUCCCGGUUUGUUCAUAUUCGGUAAUGGAGAAGACCAUCACUACGGGCUCUGUGAAUUUAAAAUGCAGUCGGAAUCACAACACUCGGCAGUUCUAGUCGGCUGAUUGCAUUAAUUUAUAAAGGAAAAAAAAACAAGAUAUGUUCUAUGUUAUACAUUUAAAUAAAGAACACAUAACCUA
Messenger RNA from Mya arenaria, 1777 nucleotides. Its product is annotated as macrophage mannose receptor 1-like. The record is from RefSeq and is a predicted model, not a curated record. The transcript has 11 exons. Bases 110 to 1702 code for a protein of 530 amino acids. Lineage: Eukaryota; Metazoa; Mollusca; Bivalvia; Myida; Myidae. Gene Ontology annotation, molecular function: signaling receptor activity.